Molecule: messenger RNA, 2629 nt
Organism: Notolabrus celidotus (New Zealand spotty)
Lineage: Eukaryota; Metazoa; Chordata; Actinopteri; Labriformes; Labridae
Exons: 6
Coding region: 875-2047 (390 amino acids)
Source: RefSeq, a predicted model, not a curated record
UUUAUUCAGAGCACUUUUUCACUUUCUCCACUAAAGAAGUUGAAUUAGUACUUCCUCUUUUUCCAGUCUUCUUUACUACAGUGUUGGUUUGUUUGAAAAUGUGGCGUUACAAGAUGGAGGAAAUAAAAUGGACAACAGCAGAUGUAACUGGGCAGACUGAGACAAAAUACCUGUGAUUUUUGUUUUCCAGGAUUGUGAGUGAGCUUUUGUGUUUUAAUCACAUGAUCCAUUCUGUCACUCCUCACCUGGGGAAUGUAGAUCAAAUCAGUGGCUGGGAUAGGAACAUUCUUUCUCCACAUUCCUCUACUCACAGAUAAAUGUUGGUUUGUUGAAAUGAUGAUUUAUUUGGAGUCUUAUUAUGGUUCCUCUUUUCACACAGUAUAUAUUGUGUAGCCUCUGACAAAUUUGAUCAUAUUGUGUUACCAUAUGACACACUCAGGCUUAACUCUUUAAGGGCAGCUCUGAGACUUGUUGCUUUAUCUCUGAUGGGAUUUUAAGCAUCAAAAUUCCUCUGUUUUACUCUCUCAGCACUUUGGUAUCUGAAAAGCACACUCUUAAAGACUUUUGUUGCAUAUUUUCCAUUUGAAGUACCACCCAUAAAUCCAUAAUUACUCUCUAUUAGGCUUUGAUUCCCACAGGUGUUAGGAAAAAUCCAACAGAUGAGUCACUCUUAUUCCAGUAUUCAGCGACAGGGAGCAGCAGGUAUCAACAUGCAGCUGUGACAGGACAGUUGCUGCUGACAGAGGCGGGGUGAGGGAGCAGAGGCGGAUCAGAGGCAUGUUUUGAAUUCUAUGCAGCCAGUUUACCUCAGCUAAUGACUGUGUGGGCCGUCUAAACUGCUGCUCAUUUUGUUUGCUGGAGCAGAGGUGCGAGGAUGAAUUUAUACAGGAGUUUUGGGAACCUCAUGGAGGCCUGGGUGACUGAAGGAGCACAGGGUUUGGACUCAGAAUGGCUUGGAAUUAAUAAUGAAGACUCUCUUGAAGCUUCCUCAAACCUGCGCUCAGAAUCAGUGGACUCUGGAGUGGAGACGGCCAGCUCUGAGACAUCUUUUCCUGUGACAUCCUGCUCUGUCUUAACGGAUAACUCAGAAAUAAAUGCGUCAACAUCUCAGUCUCCUGUUCUAUCCUCUCCUGUGUUCUCCUCUUCCUCCUUGUCCUCCCCUCACCUCUAUCCCAGGAGGGCUCCGGACAUCUUAUCCCAAAAAUUGGAGCUAACAUUACAACGGGCUGACUCUAAAUGCCUCAAGGAAAACUCAGAACUCCCUACAAUGGACGAGGUGCCCAGGAUGCGGCAUACAUCAGAGUUAGUAAGAGGUCAAAGGUCAGAAAGUUUUGGCCUGAGGAGGACAGUCAACCCAUCAGCUUCCACGAGGCAGAUGUCGGAAAUGUGCAAACGACCAGUGUCAAUUAGUUAUAACAUGCAACAAGCUCAGACAAGAUCAGAGGUCGUGUGUGAUGAGAAAAAGAAAGAUCUGAGUCCAGGUCUCUGCUACCUGGAGCAGGUGUGCCAAAUGCUGGAGGAAAUUGCCAGACAGCAGAUGCAGAGCCGAGUGUUACAGAUGGAGAUGGAUGCCCUGCGGGAGCAUCAAGACAUGGAGGUGAGCCAGGCUCCAGACAACUGUCGGAGUGACUCUAAAGCUGCUGAGGAGGAGCUCUUAUGUAGUCUAAAGCCUGGAAAUACAAGUCCAGACUGCAGAGCCCAGCAACGGAAAGAUAAGCCUAACAGGCAUUUUCGGCAAAGAUCAGCCUCAGAUCCAACUAUUGCAUUGCUGCAUUUGAGAAUGUUAAAUACAGACAGCAGAGGGCAGCACCUGAGAACAGAUGGCCUGCAUGAGAAGGAAGAGGAAGUCCAUAAAAAGCAGGAGUCUAAAAAAGAGGAGUCUAAGGUCACUCGCAAGAACUGGAAGUUAAAAUUUGGGUCUCUGAGAAGAGAGGAGUUUACUGUCAGAGACACCAAUGGCCAACAGAUGCAGCCAUCUGAGAGAAACUCGGCCCGACGACGGUUGAGCCAGCUGUUCGGGAGGAACAGGAAAACUCUGCCUGUGUAAAUGGAACACAGUGUGUCUGCUUGAACAUUUGACUUACUGUUCUAAAGAGAAGGCUUUUCUGAAAAAGGUCUGAGCACUGUGUGCUUCAUAAUGACUUCAUUCAGCCUAUGUGAUGGAGCAAUCAGUCAUGUCUAUUUAUUGUCUGCUGUUUACUUGCCUUUUUUAUUUAUACAGAUUUUUCUUUGAUGUUUUGAUGGUAAAAUGCUUUAUCCAUCAUAGCAGCAUUUUUAUGAGCACUCUAUAGAUUAUUUCACUAUCAAUGUCAGUUGUCAUGAUGUAAAUUUAACAAGGUAAGUGUAAAUAAUGAUCUCUAUGUUAUUCAAUACAAGAAUAUUAUCCCUCAUAUACAUCAUAUUCAUUAAUGUCCUUGGAUCUUCAUUAUUUUUUAGUAUCAUGUAGCCAAUUAGACAAUGCAAUGUCCGCACACUGUCCCCUGAGUCCUAAGCUCUUCAUAUUGCCUUUGAGCUGUUUUAAACUAAAAUAUAACUGCCUUAUAUUUUAAACUUAGCUUAUCCUUGGAUCAGAUCAUUUUGAUCCAGUUAAGGGUCUGUAUUUUUGCUUGAUAAAGAAAAUUCACAUUUA